This is a messenger RNA of Coccomyxa subellipsoidea C-169, 1791 nucleotides long. RefSeq lists its product as hypothetical. The record is from RefSeq and is a predicted model, not a curated record. NCBI's taxonomy places the organism in Eukaryota, Viridiplantae, Chlorophyta, Trebouxiophyceae, Coccomyxaceae. Bases 114 to 926 code for a protein of 270 amino acids. The transcript is spliced from 6 exons.
CACAUUGCCUGCAUUGCAUGAGAGACCGUUGGAUACCUAAGUGAAGACAUUGGGCGCACAUAUUAUAUAUUAGUCAAGGCCGUGGGUUUCUGUACAACGCCUGUGACGCUAGCAUGGCUAGACAUCUGCUGCUCUGCGGAGCCGUGAUUCUGUGCCUGUGCUUUGCACAUGUGUCUGCAGACGCCGUGUCGUCGGUUGCUGGCUCACCUGAGCUCUCCAAGGCUCUUGCGGAGCACAACUCCACACUCGAGGACUCUUGGGCAACAGUUCUUGCCGCAACCUUGCUCUCCAACAACAACGGCGACCCCAAGGCGGCCAAGGAGGAUCUGCUUCGGGUUGCAGCACAGACGGCCAUCACUAUGGAGGCUGACAGCAAAGUGGUGCCCUCUGGUGCCAACUUCAUCCAGUACAUCACCAGGAGCUUUGCAAAGUCCUUCCUGGAGAGCGCCACAAGGGAUGGCGACAACUCUGCUGAGGGCAGCGGAGAUGGCAACAAGCCCACCCUCUACGAGCUGCUGACCACACCCCUCCCCGAGGUGCUGCAGAAGGACGGGUCUAUCGAGGCGUUCCAGCAGCUGUUGUCAGAUAUCGCCAACCCCACCAGCCUGGCGAGUUUUGACCCCGAGAUCUUCAAGGCAGCCCUCACCGGGGUGGGCGUGGAGGCGACAAUUGUGAAUUUCGCCCCCUGCCUUGUGUCCAAUGCGUACACCGGCGUUGCCAUAAACCAGAACCUCUUCUCCAUCUCUCCAACUCUGCUCAAGUUCGACCCCACCGGAGUCAAUGUUGGCGCAACUCUGAUCGGCAUCGAGCCUUCUCUGAUUGACAUCGGUCCUGCCGGCGCGUUGGCCGGAGCCGGGGGCAUCUCUGUGGGCCCAUCACUCAUUGAUAUCUCCCCCGGAGGCCGCUCCGAUACCUUCGUUCCCUGAGCGCUGAUAUAUUUGUUCCCCGGGCCCGGGGCCUGAUACCUUUUAAUCCCGGGCGCUGACAUCGUCACUCCUCAAUGCCCAUUCCUUAUGAAGUUCCCCUGGGGGAAUACGUUCAUCCUCUGAGCGCUGGCAUCUUCGCUCUGCUCCCUGGGAGGCCUGAUAUCUUCGUUCCCUGAGCGCCAAAAUCUUUGUUAUCCUGAACGCUGACAUCUGUGCUCCCUGGUUGUGGCCUGAUAUCUUUGCUUCCCUGGCGCUGAUGCCUUUAUCCUCUAGGCGCUGAUACUUUCUCAUUGCUCCCCGGGUGCUGGUACUGCGUUGUCGCAGCAGCACUUUGCAGCUUCCUUACAUGCAGAAAGCAAUUGUGAGUUUAAGACCUUGACCUUACUCUUUUGAUGGAGUAUCAGAUUGCAGCACUGACGCAGAUCCCUGCACUCACAUGGCUGCGUUCAGCUGAAGUUAAUUCAUGGACCUAACUAACGACGGUUCCAGGGGAUCUGACAGUUUUAUUUUGAUGAUCAGGGACUCUUUGAAUCAAAAUGCAUGCAAGAAGUCCAUUGCAAUGUGCAGAUUGUCUACCAUCUCGCAUUCUGGGAAGUACUGUGAAGAGGGUGAAGUGUGCUUGAUGUUGGAAUUGUCAGAACUGAAAAGAAUGGGUCACAUGCAUGCUUACUAAGCAAUUAUGAUAUUGGCAGCCACUUCUGUGGCUGCAAUUGAAGUCAGAGCCCUCCCCACUGUCGUUUUCAAGUGGCAACGCACCGUUGAGCUGAUGCUUGCAAGUACUGGACUACCAAUUUUGACUCAUGUUCAGUUUGUAGGUGUGAAGCACUUCUUGAAUUAUGACUUCGUGUAAACACUUUCAUUUAUC